UCUUGCCUUUGCAUUACUGUGGUGGACUUGUUCGCUCUCUCUGUCGGUUCGGAGAUACGGGCUCGGUGCAUAACAUUUGGGGGCUCAUCCAGGAUCUCUGGCCUACCAGGGAGGACAACUCCCCUGGUAGGAGGGAAUAAUCUCGUUAGGAGUUGAGAGCUCUGAGCACCAGUGCUAGCAGUGCAGAGGCCUAGAUUAAGUCUGGGGCCCAGUAUCGUACUGGGGAGGCAUCUAGGUGUAAAGUGAAGAGGCAAGUCCAGCAUAAGGCCGGGUCCCCGGUAGCGAACCGGGUUGGCAGCUGGCACUGAGGACGUCCUGACGGUAAGACACUUGCAAGUAGAGAAGGGGUCUCUAGUGCUAUAAAGGAGACUGAAAGUAAUAUUGAGAGUUGGAAUCUGUUUGUUGUGUCGUUUUUGUGACUCUGUGUGCCGGCCCUGUCCGUGUGAAUCUUGUUGUCAUGUCCGUGUUCUCUGUACCCAUGGGGCAAUCUACUUCUACUCCGCUGUCUCUGAUGACUGACCGUUUUUCUGAUUCUAAGUCCAGAGCUCAGAAUCUUUCGUUACUGGUGAAGAAGAGCAAAUUGGUGACUUUCUGUUCCACCGAGUGGCCCACCUUUGACGUCGGAUGGCCACAAGAGGGAGCCUUCAAUCCCCAAAUUAUCCAGGCAGUUAAAGAGAGGGUGCUUACCCCUAGUCCUGCUGGGCACCCGAAUCAGACUCCCUACAUUCUGGUCUGGCAGGAUCUAGUGAGAAACCUGCUGGAAUGGCUUAAACCCUUUGUUCUCUCUCCUUCUAAACCUCCUAAACCUCCCCGUCCCUCUUCCCCGACUCCAACCUCGCUAAACCCACAGGUGCUAGUCAUGAAAGCUUCUGAAGAAAAAGAAGAAAAACAGGACGAAAAACGACCUAAGCCGAUGUUCCAGGAAUCUUCUUCUCUGUAUCCUAAUCUGAUUGACCUGGAAACCGAGUUGUUCCCACCCCCGUAUGUGGAUCCACAUCCGCCCUUGCUUCCACAGGUUCCACAAGUUUCAUCGGGGGAAGCCCGGAGGAGGGUGGAGCCCUCGGCUCCUCCUAGGGAAGGAGGCCCCGCCCAGGGAACUUGGGGAAGAGCAAGGGAAAUGGCCAGUGCAGCGGAAGAAGAAGGCCCAGAAAUUCCCUCCUCCACUGUUCACGCGUUUCUGGUCCAGGUGGGGCCAGCCAGAGAGGGCAGGGAACGGACAUAUCAGUAUUGGCCCUUUUCCACUAGUGAUUUGUACAAUUGGAAAACUCAGACUCCCUCUUUCUCUGAAAAGCCGCAGGGUCUUAUUGAUCUUUUAGAAUCUAUCCUCUUUACUCACAACCCCACUUGGGAUGAUUGUCAGCAACUGUUACAGGUGCUUUUCACUACAGAGGAGCACGAGCGAAUCCUGUUAGAAGCUCGGAAGAACAUGCCAGGGGUAGAUGGGAGGCUCACAAUACAGCCUAACCUCAUUGAGGAGGGGUUCCCCUUGGUGCGACCCAACUGGGACUUCGAAUGCGCUGAAGGUAGGGAGCGUCUCCGAGUGUACCGCCAGACCGUUAUGGCCAGCCUUAGAGCGGCCGCCAGAAAGCCAACUAAUUUGGCCAAGGUAAAUUCAGUGAGGCAAGAGCCAAAUGAGAGCCCAGCAGCCUUCCUUGAAAGGAUAAUGGAAGCUUCUAGACAGUAUACUCCUAUGGAUCCACAGGCAGAUGAGUCUCGAGCAGCAGUUAUGCUAGCAUUUGUGAAUCAGGCAGCCCCCGAUAUUAGGAGAAAGUUACAAAAGAUAGAGAGGCUGGGUGAACAGUCCCUGCAAGAUCUAGUGAGGGCAGCAGAGAGAGUUUUCAAUCAUAGAGAGACCCCAGAGGAGAGAGAGGACCGCAUUAGAAGGGAAGAAAGAGAAUUUAGAGCUGAAGAAAACCAUAAGAACCAAAAAGAGCUGGCUCAGAUAUUUUUUGCUGGAGUUGAAAACAAAAAUAGGUUCCAAAAAGGGAAAAAGCUAGACUCAAAGACUGAGGAAAAACCUGCAAGGCGUAAGCUUGAAAAAAACCAAUGUGCGUUUUGUAAGGAGAUUGGACAUUGGAAAGAUAAAUGCCCCAAGAAAAACCUAAAAGAGGGGCCCCAAAAUCCCAAGAACGAGACUCCCUCUCCAGACAGUCAUAUCCUCUACGCAGGUGAGGAUAGUACUAGGGGGGUCAGGGCUCGACGCCCCUCCCCGAGCACUCUAAACCCAGCUACUCUUUUGCCCAAUCCGGAGGGGGAUAGCCCCCUCCACGAUUGCGAUGAGAUACUGGCCAGAGUAACGGCAAUAUGGAAGGACUUAACAGAUACGCCACUGGAUAACAGACCCAUACCUCCGUACUCUGAUUGGGAAAAGGAUCAUAACUUUGCCCAGGCAGUAGGCCUCAACGCCUCUUAUGACCUGGCCAACGGCACCGAUCCUCCCCAAUGUUGA
Capra hircus (goat) is the source of this 2449-nucleotide messenger RNA. RefSeq lists its product as uncharacterized. The transcript is spliced from 4 exons. Bases 458 to 2449 code for a protein of 663 amino acids. Gene Ontology annotation, biological process: virion assembly. NCBI's taxonomy places the organism in Eukaryota, Metazoa, Chordata, Mammalia, Artiodactyla, Bovidae. Gene Ontology annotation, molecular function: zinc ion binding; nucleic acid binding. The record is from RefSeq and is a predicted model, not a curated record.